CAUUCAAGACUUUGGGUGAGUUUGAUAAGAAAACAACUAGUUAAUUGUGUUGUUGAACGCUACAUACAUAUAUGUGGGUAAUAAUUAAAAGCUAACUUCCAAAUACUAAAUAGCAACUUCCGUGUUUUCUUAUAUUUGUUACUCCUGUGGUACAUAGAAAGUAAAAUAACUUCUCAUAUAAAUUAUAAAGUUGUUCGGAUAGUUUCAAAGUAAAGAAAAUUGGUCGAAGGAUUUCGGGAUUUGCGUGUGCUUUGUCUUAAGUAAAGACAUCACGAACACUAUGGCCGGGGCUCCUUUCCUUUUCAACGAAAUCGAAAGAAUAAUAAGGAAUACUCCACUCUAUGCCCUUGCAUUGGAAACUUUUCUUUUACUGUCUGUCAUAUGGUUGAUCUUUUAUAAACGGAAUGGUCGAAAACGUUAUACUUCUGAAGAAGAAGAGGCCAUCAUUCAAAGCUUUGAACCUGAAGCGCUUGUUGCAGAAGUAGACAAAAAUCAUCCAGCCCUUAAACCACGUAUGGUUUCAGGUAAAGUGGGGAAGUAUAUUAUUGUGAAUGGUUACACGUGUUUGAAUUUAUCCACCCAUAAUUACUUGGGCUUUUUGGAAGAUGAAAAGAUAAUAGACGAUGCCGUCAAAAGUUUGAGAAAGUACGGAGUGGGAUCGUGUGGCCCAAGAGGUUUUUAUGGGACAGUGGACGUUCACCUGGAGUUAGAAGAGCGCCUGGCUAAAUUCAUGGGAACUGAAGAAGCUCUAGUGUACUCCUAUGGGUUUUCUACAGUAGCUAGCGCUAUACCAGCAUAUUCCAAAAGAACAGACGUGAUUUUUGUUGAUGAGUCAGUAAACUUUUCCAUACAAAAAGGAUUAGAUGCUUCAAGAAGUAAAAUUUUUUAUUAUAAACACAAUGACAUGGCUGACUUGGAACGUUUACUAAUCGAGCAACAAAAGAGAGAUUUAAAGAAUCCGAGCAAAGCAGCUAAAACUAGACGUUUCCUUGUUGCGGAAGGAAUCUACAUGAACACUGGAGAAAUUUGUCCCCUUCCUGAGCUUGUCAAUUUGCGUUCAAAAUACAAAUUACGUUUGUUUCUGGAUGAAAGUAUUUCCUUUGGAACCUUAGGGAAAACUGGACAUGGAUUGACCGAGCACUUUGAUAUUGAUCGCAUUGAAGUAGAUCUUAUAUGUGCUGGAAUGGAAUGGGCUGUUGCAUCAAUUGGAGGCUUUUGUGUUGGUUCAUCGUUUAUUGUAGAACAUCAACGGCUCUCUGGAUUAGGUUAUUGUUUUUCCGCUUCGCUGCCACCACUUUUAACACAGGCUGUUAUAAGUGCAUUAGACCGCUUUGAAAAAGAACCGCAAAUGUUCAACCAAUUGGAAAACAUAAGCCGUAGUAUGCAUCAAAUUUUCAGUAAUUUUUCAAAGCUGACGUUGCGUGGGAAUGAAAUUUCUCCAGUAAAGCAUUUGUAUAUAAAAAAUUCCCUAGGAAAUGAGGAAGAACAAAAACUUCUAGCAAAAAUUGCUGACAAGUGCAUUGAAAAUAACAUUGCUCUAAUUGAAGCACAUUAUUUGGAAGCACUGGAAAAAUUUCCCCCUAGACCAAGUUUGCGGGUCACUUCAAAUAUUCUGUUGACCAAUACAGAACUAAAUACUGCCUUCGAUGUUAUAGAAAAAGUGUCCAAAGAUAUUUUAGAAUAAAAUUUUCCGCUUUAAAAACAUUAUUCAUAAGCUUAAGAACAAAAGUAUCCUAUAUAUAUUAUUAAUGCUUAAGAAGCACUAUUGUUUGGAGGUCUUUCAGACUUCCAUUGAUUAAAAAACACAAAAUAACAUAAGUAUUAAAAAAAAAUAAAAUCAAAAUUUCUUUAAACAUGAAAA
Messenger RNA from Eupeodes corollae, 1861 nucleotides. It is a transcript of the gene Spt-I, whose product is annotated as serine palmitoyltransferase 1. The record is from RefSeq and is a predicted model, not a curated record. Gene Ontology annotation, cellular component: endoplasmic reticulum. The transcript is spliced from 7 exons. Gene Ontology annotation, biological process: sphingosine biosynthetic process; ceramide biosynthetic process. Gene Ontology annotation, molecular function: serine C-palmitoyltransferase activity; pyridoxal phosphate binding. Bases 281 to 1684 code for a protein of 467 amino acids. Lineage: Eukaryota; Metazoa; Arthropoda; Insecta; Diptera; Syrphidae.